AACUUGCAGAGAAAUUGGAGGUCUUUUAGAGAGUUUGAUCAAAUUCAUCUUCAUCAAUCAAUCAAUCAAUCCACCGAUGGCACUGAAGAUCCAUGGAAUUCCCAUGUCAACCUGUACCGCGCGUGUGCUAACAUGUCUACACGAGAAGGGCUUAGAGUUUGAGCUCGCCCCUGUCAAUCUCUCCGUCGGCGAGCACAAGCAAACUCCUUUCCUCUCUAAGAAUCCAUUUGGUCAGAUUCCAGUACUGGAAGAUGGUGAUCUGACGCUAUUCGAAUCAAGAGCAAUAACGAUGUAUGUGUCGAAGAAGUACAAGGAGAAGGGUGAGGAUCUGUUGAGGCUGAAAGGAGAUGAUUUGAAGGAACAGGCGAUGGUAGGUGUGUGGGUAGAGGUGGAAUCACAGCAAUACUCCCCUGCCAUUACCCCAAUCAUCUCUGAGUACUUCUUGGCUCCAAUGCACGGCAAGACACCAGAUGAGAAGGUGAUUGAGGCUGGGGUGGAGAAGUUUGGGAAGGUAUUGGAUGUGUAUGAAACAAGGCUGUGUCAGAGCAAGUACUUGGCCGGCGACUUCUACAGUCUUGCCGAUCUGCACCAUCUCUCUUAUACCCAUUACUUCAUGAAGACUCCAUGGGCAUCACUCAUCAACUCCCGUCCUCAUGUCAAGGCUUGGUGGGAUAACAUCUCCUCUAGAUCUGCUUUUCAGAAGGUCUCUCAGGCCAUGACUUUUGGUGAUAAGAAAUAGAGAAAGAAAUAUAUACCAUUAUCAUCAUCAUCUUCAUCAUCUAUACUAGUAUACAACUAGUCUACUACUUCACUUGCAUCUCAAUUGUUAGCAUCAAUGAAAUAAGUGUUUCUUAUCUUUUUGUUUGUUUGAUUAUUGGUUAUGAUGAAUCUUAUAGGGAUUAAGUGAGAUGUUUGGAAGUUGUUGGAUCAAAUUUGUGUUUGGGUUUUUGCCUUUCCUUUGGUUGUCUUCACAAUCUAAGUUCUAUUCCAACUGCUCUUAUU
This is a messenger RNA of Telopea speciosissima, 1002 nucleotides long. Its product is annotated as glutathione S-transferase F13-like. The transcript is spliced from 2 exons. NCBI's taxonomy places the organism in Eukaryota, Viridiplantae, Streptophyta, Magnoliopsida, Proteales, Proteaceae. Gene Ontology annotation, cellular component: cytoplasm. Gene Ontology annotation, molecular function: glutathione binding; glutathione transferase activity. Bases 77 to 739 code for a protein of 220 amino acids. The record is from RefSeq and is a predicted model, not a curated record.